AUGGAGAUUUCAAGCACUUUUAAUGUUGCUGACCUAUAUGCAUUCUAUGAAGAUGAUCCGCUCUAUCCAGAACAUAACUCGAGGUCGAGUUCUUCCAAAGUAGAAAGGACUGAUGUAGAACACUUGGCCAAAUUGAUCGAGGGACAGCUAGAUAGGCUCGCAACGUCGUCAUGGCAGAAAAGCCCAAUUUGUGCAAGUAUGGGCCUCAAGCUUAGAAUUGGGCACAUGACCUAUUGUUUCGAAGAGAAUGGCGUGACAAGUAUAACUCACUAUUUCAUUGCGAAGUAUGGGCUAUUUUAG
Messenger RNA from Prunus armeniaca (apricot), 300 nucleotides. The record is from the annotation of a GenBank genome assembly. NCBI's taxonomy places the organism in Eukaryota, Viridiplantae, Streptophyta, Magnoliopsida, Rosales, Rosaceae.